Molecule: messenger RNA, 509 nt
Organism: Capsella rubella
Lineage: Eukaryota; Viridiplantae; Streptophyta; Magnoliopsida; Brassicales; Brassicaceae
Exons: 1
Coding region: 152-394 (80 amino acids)
Source: RefSeq, a predicted model, not a curated record
UGACUCACAACAUUAUUUUUAUUAAAUUUUCUCAUCGUUUUAUUUUUCUUGCAAAAAAACAUAACACAAUUCUCCAGGAAACAAAAUUUGUAUAAUUGAAGAGAGGCCAAAAUUCUAAAAGAAGAAGAAACUUAGGGAUCAAGAAUCGGUGAUGUCAGGUUCCCGAUGGACGUUGAUGGAUCUACCGUCGUAUCUGUCGUCAUCAUGGGCAUUCCGGUGGCCGGAGGUGAAUCUUUCUUACCUGAGCUCCGGUUGGAACAUGAGAUUGUUGUCUUUGUCGGGUAAUCUCUCCAUAAUCGAUGAUCUUUUGUGGAGUUUUGUCUCGAUCGUUGAAUCUUUAGCUAUCGCUACUACCAUCUGUUGCUUCUUCUUGUUUUGUGGUUGUACCCUCUAAUUAAUUCCUUUUUUUUUUCUUUUCUUUUUUUCAUUAUUUAGUUUCCAAAAUCUUAUUGCCAACUAAAAUCUGUGUAAGUAUAAUAAGCAAUAAAAUUCGAGACUUUUCUAGCAUC